AUCGCAUUUGAACGCAGGCGUUCGUGGUGUUCGCUUAGAAUUUCGGUGGUCCGUGUCUAUUGAACAUUUUAUGUGUUAGUGUGAGUGAUUUCGAGCAGGGGUGUGCAGGUCGGGCGGUGCCUUUGUCCUUUCAGGAUUACCAUUACGCGCCCAUUCGUCCGGAACGGGAAAAAAUAAACCCCCUUUAAAGAUGGAGUGUGGAGUAACGGGGGGUUACACGAACGGGACCACUCCUGCGGGAAUCCUGGCCGACGUCCGCUCGCAGCGCUCGCCUUCCAAAACCGGGCUGCACGUCAAUUUCAAGGACAAGGGCGAGAUUAAGGAGCGCAGGGAGAAGUUCCUCACUGCCAAAUACGGACAUCAUCAAAUGAGUCUGAUUCGAAAACGACUGGCUGUGGAAAUGUGGCUUUACGAAGAGCUCAAAAAGCUCUACGAAACUUCGAAACAAGUAGACGAUGUAAAUAACGACGAGGUAGAAGUGGACAUAGACGAACUUCUAGAUAUGGACAACGAUGACGAGAGAAGGAGGCAUUUACAGAAUCUCCUGAUAAAUGCCAAAGGGUCCCAAAGUGAUGUAAAAAAAUUCAUCAAUGAUCUGUUAGAUAAAGCAAAGACUCUUUAAAUAAAGUGAAGUGCCAAGUAGGUUCAGUGAAGACUUCGGCCCUAUGGCGCCCUGUUUGCACAAGUUUUAGUGAUUAUAAUUAUUGCAUCAUCGAUGUUGAUCGUUCGAAACUGUAUUCCAUCCUAUCUAUCAGGAAGGUCGGCGUUUCGAGACAGUUUGGACCGAUUUCGUUACGUUGUAAUAGACACACAGUCUUGUCGUUAGCCGUGGCCAGUUUUGCCAGUUGUUAAUUGAAAAAUAAUAUUGAGAAAAACUCUAAAUCUUUUUCUAAUUUUUUAUAUUUUUAGCGCUAAUUUUAUUGUAAUGAAACACUGUGUAAAGCGCGUGUAGCUAGUCCUGACGUAGAGUACGACGUGUUGUUUAGAUCAUAUCAGACUGCCUCCGUUAUGGGAUUAUUAAUAUCGUGGCUUUUCUAGCUCCUUAUCGUUGGGUUUCAUAUCGACAGUGCUCAAAAUUUUUGUAACAUGUGAUGAUGAAUGUGAGCUUCCUCGAAAUUAUUCAACCUAUCGUCUUAUUGGCCUCACUUCGUUUCGUUGGAAUUAUUUAGAAUAAUGAUCGUUUGGUGUACUUAUAGGAUAUUUAUCUGUAAACUGCAGUUGAUCUUUGUGAUCUCAGCCCUCUCAAAUCUGACAUGUGUAUCAUAGGAUGUAUGUAGGAAGUUUAGUAGUUGUAAGACAUUUUAUGAAAUAAAUAGUUUCGAUUCGA
Messenger RNA from Zophobas morio, 1327 nucleotides. Its product is annotated as protein phosphatase 1 regulatory subunit 14B. Gene Ontology annotation, biological process: regulation of phosphorylation. Gene Ontology annotation, molecular function: protein serine/threonine phosphatase inhibitor activity. Bases 191 to 622 code for a protein of 143 amino acids. The transcript has 5 exons. The record is from RefSeq and is a predicted model, not a curated record. NCBI's taxonomy places the organism in Eukaryota, Metazoa, Arthropoda, Insecta, Coleoptera, Tenebrionidae. Gene Ontology annotation, cellular component: cytoplasm.